This is a messenger RNA of Drosophila montana, 607 nucleotides long. RefSeq lists its product as uncharacterized. Lineage: Eukaryota; Metazoa; Arthropoda; Insecta; Diptera; Drosophilidae. The record is from RefSeq and is a predicted model, not a curated record. Bases 88 to 441 code for a protein of 117 amino acids. The transcript is spliced from 2 exons.
UAGCCCACACACUGUGUGUUGGAUUCAAACGAAUCCCAUACCCAGUACCAGUCCAGUCGACAAAGGAAUCCAUAUCCAAUAUUCACAAUGAUCUAUUAUUUGCUGCAGGCGAUUUCGACUGCUAUUUUUAGCACAGUGGCCACCAUUUGGCUGAUCGAAGAGACUCUGAUCAAUCUGAUGAUGUCCAGCUUUCUGUUUGUGCUGCGCAUUGCCUGCCAUCCGCUGAUGCUAAUACCAAUGGUGGUGUGCAGCUAUUACGUGGUUCGCAAAGUGUGGCUACGACGUCGACAAACAAUCGAUGGUGAUUCUGUUCCUGGGCUGCGCAGUCUGAGCCGUACUCCGCGCAUCGGCUCAUAUCGUAGCAUGGGCAGCCUUUCGGCACGCAGCAAUGAUAGUUGCGAUUACGACGACGAGGAGGUUCGCAGGUUGCAGUGCUCUUAACUUUUUAAUCGAUUAAUGUUUUGUUUUAAAUUAAUGAAGUAUUUAUGUAACUUGGUUUGAUUCGCAGGAUUUACUACUCUCUCAAAUGCAGACACAAACUAUACGAACAUUUAUGUAUACGAUUGUACUUAAACUAAAACAGAGACAUUUCUGUUCCCCUCCCUUA